AUGGGCGAUACUUUCGAAGUGUUCCAUCGCGUUCUAUCUUUCGCCGGCAUUUCAAUUUUUGCCCGAAAAAACUGGAAUUCUAAACCGUGGCUCAUUUUGCAAAUAUUCAAUUUCAUCAUUGGAGUUUUCUGUUUCAUUUUUACGACCGGCUUCGUCGCUAUCAGCUACGCCGACCUGCUUGUUUUUAUAGAAGGAGCUUGUAUUUGGACAACAGGAGUUAUUAUGACGAUUUCUUUAGGCGUAUGUUUGGUAUUUCGUAAUAAAUUCCGACAGUUUUUGGAAGAAAUGGUUUUUAAGGACUCGAUGAUAGAGGUUCCGUUGAUAAAUCUAAUUAUGAAGGUGGAGGAAGGUGAUAAAGUAAUUGAGUUGAAAUACAUGGUGAAUGAUUCUCAGGAGAAAUUGUUGAAAUUCACCAAGUUUCUGAUUAGGUGCUAUGUGGCCAGCGUGUUUUUAGUUGCCACGUUGUAUCUUUGUUCUCCUCUAUAUGAGAUGUUUAUAAGUGAUGAUGAUUCUUUGAGACUGCUUGCAUUCGGGAUGUGGUUUCCGUGGAGCCUGGAAAACCUACAGGUGUACAUAGCAUCAUUUGUGUUCCACGCGUAUGCCGGCUACUUGUGUUGCAUUGCAUAUCCUGGUCUCCAAACUACCAUAAUAUUAUUGGUCGGUCAGAACAUUCGACAACUAAGGAUUCUGACUUUCAUUCUGUUAAAUUUGGACGAGUUGGUAACAGAAUUGGUGGACGACAGGAGCGAAUGGCAAAGAUAUUGUUCUGAUGUCCUUUCUCAGUGCGUGGCACAUUAUGUGAAGACCAAAAGUUUCAGUAACCGGCUCAAUGUGAUUUGUCGUCCGUUCUACCUGACUCUUAUACUGGUUGCAAUUAUGUUGGUCUGUAUGUGUUCUGUCAAAAUCGCCGUUUCUAACAAAUUGUCUCCUGACACUAUGAAGUAUUACGUGCACGAGUUUUGCUUUAUAAUGGUCGUGCUGAUGUUCUGUCUUCUGGGGCAGCAAAUUGAAAACGAGUGCGAGAAAUUGGAACAAGCAGUUACUGAGAAAUGGUACAUUUUCGACAGGCGGCACAAGACGAACGUGCGCAUCUUCAACACCGCUUUGAGUCAACGGAUGCCUAUUUACAUAUUUGGGACUAUUACUCUGUCUCUACCUACUUUCACCUGGUUCAUCAGAACGGGGAUGUCCUUUUUCACACUCGUCAUGUCCGUUUUAGAAGAAGAGAAUUAUUAUUGA
This is a messenger RNA of Amyelois transitella, 1239 nucleotides long. RefSeq lists its product as uncharacterized. Gene Ontology annotation, biological process: sensory perception of smell; detection of chemical stimulus involved in sensory perception of smell. NCBI's taxonomy places the organism in Eukaryota, Metazoa, Arthropoda, Insecta, Lepidoptera, Pyralidae. Gene Ontology annotation, molecular function: olfactory receptor activity; odorant binding. The transcript has 7 exons. Gene Ontology annotation, cellular component: plasma membrane. Bases 1 to 1239 code for a protein of 412 amino acids. The record is from RefSeq and is a predicted model, not a curated record.